Loxodonta africana (African savanna elephant) is the source of this 7630-nucleotide messenger RNA. It is a transcript of the gene GPAM, whose product is annotated as glycerol-3-phosphate acyltransferase, mitochondrial. Gene Ontology annotation, biological process: glycerol-3-phosphate metabolic process; triglyceride biosynthetic process; fatty acid metabolic process. NCBI's taxonomy places the organism in Eukaryota, Metazoa, Chordata, Mammalia, Proboscidea, Elephantidae. Gene Ontology annotation, molecular function: glycerol-3-phosphate O-acyltransferase activity. Gene Ontology annotation, cellular component: plasma membrane; mitochondrial membrane. The transcript is spliced from 20 exons. The record is from RefSeq and is a predicted model, not a curated record. The coding region runs from base 1444 to 3930 and encodes 828 amino acids.
UUUUCACUCUACGACCUUGGGUAAACCCUGUGGGAAAGAGGAGGAGCCAACCGUGGACUUCCUAUCGGCACAAGUCUUUUUCUUCUUCCCCUCCUCCCCCAAUCCUCCUUUCCAUGUUGAGUCUUCAUAUUCUGAGGCUGCAGAGGGCUCCCUCUGUUGUAGGGACAUUUUACGCUGGAAAUUGAUAGCGAAGUGCCGAGAUUUUGUUUUAUAAUAUGUAAGAACUUUCAAGCCAAGUGCUUUGCUUUACAAUUCUGUCCCCUCUCCUAGUACUUUAGAUUGUUAAGUAUGUUAACUAGUAAAGGAUGUGCAGUUAUGCCGGUUGUAACAGUUUCCUUGCAGAUCCAUAAAGGGAUUGUAAAGAAAUCAGAAUAUGCCAUUCAGGGAACGCUGUUAAUCUGGAUAUGAACUUUCAGAGUUUUGAAAGAAUAAUUUCAGGCCAUAUGAGAAUGGGGCAAAAGCUAAAAAACAGUUUGACAACAGAGAUGUUAGAAAGCUUUUACAUUUUAGGUUAAUAUCCACUCUCUUUAGGAGCUCACUAUCAAUGAACAUUUUCUCUUAGAAAAGACUUUGUGAAAAUGGUGAAAAGCUCUAAAUCAAAAUAGUGUGCUUUUGUUUUGGAGCUUUCUGGAUGUAUUAAAAGUAUAAAUAUUAUUUCUUUUAAGGCAUAUGGAAGUCAAGAGCUUAAUUCAGUUUAAGUGGGAAACUUGAGAGCUGUCCAAAUUGCCUUUACCCAUUUCACAAUGAAAAGUAUGAACAACCCAAAAUUCCUGACACAUAUUUUUUUUAAAUGAUCUACUUUUGUGCAUAUAUGUAACAUGUAUUUAACUAAAUAAACGCAUGACUUAAUUCUCUGAGGAACUAUUUAAUUAUUAACACAAAUGAAAUAAUUCUUUGUCGUAUACUUGAAAUAAACCGUUAUUUAUACUUGGAUUCCCCUGGGUGGUACAAUAAUGGUCUUGGCUGCUUAGUGAAAGGUUGUAGGUUGAAGUCCACCCUUAAGUGCCUCAGAAGAAAGGCUUGGCAAUCUACUUCUGAAAAAUCAGCCAUUGAAAACCGUAUGGAACACAGUUCUACCCCGAUACACGUGGUGUUGCCAUGAGUUGGAAUCUACUUGAAGACGACUGAUUUUUGGACUGGUACCCUUGCAAAUGACUGAUUAAUAGUUGGUUUGUUUGUUUAAUCUAUGUUUAGAAAGCCUAAGGAUACAAAAAAAAUUUUUUUUUUUGGUAUGGCAAUGUAAACCCAUCAAAGUCAGGUUUUACAGUUUUGACUCUACAGUAUUGUGAAAGUCUGCCAGUUGUUCAUUAGAUAUCCUAUCAUGGAGCAAAAUAAUGUAGAAGUCAGAAAUCUGAGUUUUGAGAUUUACCUCAUUGAAUACAUCUUUCAUUUAAAUGGUAUACAUUUUUCGUAGCACAUGAUUUGGGAGUUACACUUUGAGACAUGGAUGAAUCUGCACUGACCCUUGGCACUAUAGAUGUUUCUUACCUGCCAAAUUCAUCAGAAUACAGUGUUGGUCGGUGUAAGCAUACAAGUGAGGAAUGGGGUGAGUAUAGUUUCAGACCCACUGUCUUCAGAUCUGCGACUUUAAAAUGGAAAGAAAGCCUAAUGGGCCGGAAAAGGCCAUUUGUUGGCCGAUGUUGUUAUUCCUGCACUCCGCAGAGCUGGGAGAAAUUCUUCAACCCCAGUAUCCCAUCGUUGGGUUUGCGGAAUGUUAUUUACAUCAAUGAAACUCACACAAGGCACCGAGGAUGGCUUGCAAGACGUCUUUCUUAUGUGCUUUUUGUUCAAGAGCGAGAUGUCCAUCAGGGCAUGUUUGCCACUAAUGUGAGUGAAAAUGUCCUGAACAGCAGCAGAGUUCAAGAGGCAAUUGCAGAAGCGGCUGCUGAGUUAAAUCCUGAUGGUUCUGCUCAGCAACAAUCAAAAGCCAUCAGUAAAGUGAGAAAGAAAGCCAAAAGGAUCCUUCAAGAAAUGGUUGCCACCGUCUCCCCAGCAAUGAUCAGACUGACUGGGUGGGUGCUGCUAAAACUCUUCAACAGCUUCUUUUGGAACAUUCAAAUCCACAAAGGUCAACUCGAGAUGGUUAAAGCAGCAACCGAGAUGAAUUUGCCGCUUAUAUUUCUACCAGUUCAUAGAUCCCAUAUUGACUAUCUACUGCUCACUUUCAUUCUUUUCUGCUACAACAUCAAAGCACCAUACAUUGCUUCAGGCAAUAAUCUCAACAUUCCUAUCUUCAGUACCUUGAUACAUAAACUUGGGGGCUUUUUCAUCCGACGGAGGCUGGAUGAAACACCAGAUGGACGGAAGGAUGUUCUCUAUAGAGCGUUGCUUCAUGGCCAUAUAGUUGAACUACUCCGACAGCAGCAAUUCUUGGAGAUUUUCCUGGAAGGCACACGCUCUAGGAGUGGAAAAACCUCCUGUGCUCGGGCAGGCCUUUUGUCAGUUGUGGUAGAUACUCUGUCUACCAAUACCAUCCCAGACAUCUUGAUAAUACCUGUUGGAAUCUCCUACGAUCGUAUUAUCGAAGGUCACUACAAUGGCGAACAACUGGGCAAACCUAAGAAGAAUGAGAGCCUUUGGAGUGUAGCAAGAGGUGUUAUUAGAAUGUUACGAAAAAACUAUGGCUGUGUCAGAGUGGAUUUUGCACAGCCAUUUUCCUUAAAGGAAUAUUUGGAAAGCCAAAGUCAGAAACCUGUGUCUGCUCCACUUUCUAUGGAGCAAGCAUUGUUACCAGCUAUACUUCCUUCAAGACUCAAUGGUGCUGCUGAAGAAGGUACAAACACGUCCAUUAAUGAUUCCAGAAAUGCAACAAAGGAAUUGUUUCGAAGGAGGUUGAUUGCAAAUCUGGCUGAGCACAUCCUAUUUACUGCUAGCAAAUCCUGUGCCAUUAUGUCAACACACAUCGUGGCCUGCCUGCUUCUCUACAGACACAGGCAGGGAAUUGAUCUCUCCACGUUGGUGGAAGACUUCUUUGUGAUGAAGGAGGAAGUCCUGGCUCGUGAUUUUGACCUGGGGUUCUCAGGAAAUUCAGAAGAUGUGGUUAUGCAUGCCAUUCACCUGCUGGGAAAUUGUGUCACAAUCACACACACCAGCAGGAAUGAUGAGUUCUUCAUUACUCCGAGCACAACUAUUCCGUCCGUCUUUGAACUCAACUUCUACAGCAAUGGGGUUCUCAAUGUCUUCAUCAUGGAAGCCAUCAUGGCCUGCAGCCUAUACGCAGUUCUGAACAAGAGGUGCCCAGGAGGGCCUGCUGGCAUCCCUCCCAACUUGGUUAGCCAGGAGCAGCUGGUGAGGAAGGCUGCCAGCUUGUGCUAUCUGCUCUCUAACGAAGGCACCAUAUCACUCCCCUGCCAGACAUUUUACCAAGUUUGCCAUGAAACAGUGGGGAGGUUUAUCCAGUAUGGCAUUCUUACGGUGGCGGAGCAAGACGAUCAGGAAGACAUCAGUCCGGGUCUUGCUGAGCAGCAGUGGGACAAGAAACUUCCUGAACCUUUAUCUUGGAGAAGUGAUGAAGAAGAUGAAGACAGUGAUUUCGGUGAAGAGCAGCGAGAUUGCUAUCUGAAGGUGAGCCAAUCCAAGGAACACCAGCAGUUCGUCACCUUCUUGCAGAGACUCCUCGGGCCUUUGCUGGAGGCCUAUAGCUCUGCCGCCAUCUUUGUUCACAACUUCAGUGGCCCUGUUCCAGAGCCUGAAUAUCUGCAGAAGUUGCACAAAUACCUAAUAACCAGAACAGAAAGAAAUGUUGCCGUGUAUGCUGAGAGUGCCACGUAUUGUCUUGUGAAGAAUGCAGUGAAAAUGUUUAAGGAUAUUGGGGUUUUCAAAGAAACCAAACAAAAGAAAGUGUCUGUUUUAGAACUAAGCAGCACUUUUCUACCUCAGUCCAAUCGGCAAAAACUCCUAGAAUAUAUUCUGAGUUUUGUGGUGCUGUAGGUAACUCCUGGCACCCCUGCAAGUGAAGGGCAUGGGAUGAGUACCUCGCAGGCCCCAGCCUCCGACUCGAGAGUAGAAGGUGCCGACUGUGGUCAGGCCUGGCCUGACCUGAAUGACCUCCUGGAAGACAAGUGCCUUCUCCCCUCCGUGGAUCUGUGAUCAUCCCAACUCUAAGAUGACACAGGAGCCUACAGAUAACACUUUGGGAGGCCCCCAGCCUCCAUUUGUAAAUCAUAAUCAGUAGAUUACAAAAUGAAAUCUCGAUAAAUUAUUUUGGAGUUUAUUAAAGAUUUACAUUUUAAGUACCACUUUUAAGGACCAAUUACCGUGAUGGACACAAAAACGUAGUUGUGUGCUAGAACCGAGACUUGCGUAGUAAGUACAUUUAAUACUGUCAGGGAAUUCCGGGGACUAUUUUCUGAUUAAUGGUUAAUGAUUCCUUAAAAAUAAUUGAGUCAUCUGUUCGCUGUUUUUUGUUUUUCAGCUUUACCUUUAUCAAUAGUUACUGUAUUUUAAAUGGGAGCACCUUUCCUCCCAAAGUGCUUUACACAUGAAUGGGCUGAGAUAAACCAUGCCAGGUACCACUAUGCUGUCCUCUGCAGUCAGCUUUAGAAAGUGUUCUAAGAGCUACGGGACAAUAGACAAUAUUAGUUUAGGUCAGAAAUAAAGCUAGUGUGAUCAAACAGCUAAUAUCAGGAAGUAAAUUUGGCUGGCAAAAUUCAAGGUAAACUUGGCCAGAAAACUGGCUUUGAAAACCUUUGCUCUCACAGAAAAGUGCCAUCGAGUUUUAAAUGACCAGCAAGCAUUUAGAAACUCUUCCUGUUUCGUGUCUGUGCCCCCUCCUCACCCUAGGUCUCCCCAAGUGCUACCUCUCACAGUAGGUAGCUGUAUCUUGGAAAUCCCCCAGCCAGCUAUUAACUGUCCUGGCUUGAUUAGUUUGGCCUGAUAGGCUGUUUAGCGUAAGGCGCUCAGGCUCUAGGCUCCUGACUGGGCGGUCGCCAGCUGCUGUGUACAGACUUUGCACUGUAACCCAGUCUGGAUGCCUGGUACCCAUGCAAAUUGUGCAGUGCACAACCUGUGUGCUGUACUCGAUGGCCCUGCUGGCUGGGAAGUGGUUGAAGGCACUUACGGAUUUUUUAGCUUUGAGGGAAAACCAUGGUUCUUUAAAAAUUUAUAUGGGUUAUGUACCUAAAUUCCAGUGCCACAUACUGGCAAGUGAUUAUGAAAAGCUGUUCAUAAUGGUAGGUGCCUUUUAUGUGCAGGGAGCAUAAUUGUUACCUAAUUGUGGUAAUUAUGGUGAUUCCUUAAAGAUCAUAUAAUGUGAAAAUAUUCUUUUAAAACUUACUGUCUCUUAACGCCACACCGUUAUGGAGGUAGGAAUUUUCCCUGAUAAAUGUUGUGUAUCUUCUUUGAAUUCAACAUAAAAGUACUCAGAAUUAAGUUUGUACUUUUAUAAGCUUGGAUUUUAAACACCAAGAAUAUCUCAUAAAUAAUAGGUGUGUGUGAUCGGGAGAGGAAGGGAUGCUGAUUGUUAUUUCAUGUUGUAUGAAAUGUCUCGUCUGAAACUCAUAGCAAUAAUGCCGUAUACUCUGGUGAUCUUUUUCCAUUGGUCUCAGAUUCUGUAUUUAAAGUAUAUUCCUUCUUUGUCUUCAUAGGGCCUCGUGUACUAUUAGGUCAUUGUCCGUGUUGUGGCAGCCUUGUUGUGGGGUUGGAUAUUCUGUUAGCAUUCCGUUUUACUAGCUGGGGUGGAAGAACGCUGCUUCUCUGGGCUGGAACUCUGCAUUUGGGCCAGUACCCAUGGAGGAUUAUUCAUUCCCUUGAGUGUUCCUUGUCUGGGGACUCAAACAUUUCCCUAGUCUCUUUUGUUCCCUCUGAAUCACAGAUCGAGGAUUACUCAAACUCCGCUAGGUAGCUGAAGGUCACGGAUGAGGCCGACUUCCCAGUGGGUCCCACUGCCUUGGCACCUCUGCGAAGAGCUGCUGCCGUGCCAGCCCGAGCGGGGGAACAGUGGCUCCUCUGGCUCGAUCUCCCCCGUUGGUUGGUUUGUUUGCUAGAUGUCUAAUGAGUUGCUCUGGGGACUGCAACGUGGUUCGCUAGCUCUCGCCGCUUAGCUCACUGUGAGAACACAUGCGCAUGGUCUUUGUAAUUCACUGGUGCUUUGAAACCUUUUUUUAAGGAAGAAAAAUCUCAACCAAAGCUAAUGCUCCUCCAGACAAGCAGACCUUUGAGUUAAUUUUAGCACAGCUUAUUCUUCAGUGCCUCAUUACUGAGAAAACGUUCAUCAUCACAAUAAGGCUUCCAGGCAGCACUGUCUUUGCUAAUAUAUAUUCUUAUUGUUUUCCAAAAGCGGAUGGCUUCCCUGUAAGACUAAACACACUAGGUGCUCGUAAAUAAUUACAGUUUACUGCAUUUCUGUAAAACUGAAAUGCAUGCCCUCUAGCGGAAGACUGUGAGUCAAGUUAAAAAAAAAAAAAAACUAAUAAUAAGCAAUAUGAAACUGCACUCUUGUUUUUUAAACGAGAACGUUCUUAGUAACUAAGAGGGGAAGGGAUUUUUGCUCUCUGAAAGCUAAGAGAAACAAAGGUGAAGGACUAGUGGGAAGUGUGUAGAACGAGCAGCAGAGAGCUCUGUGAGUCCUCCUUCUCACAUCUGUUCCUUCUCAGGGUCACGAGAGUGAGUGGAGAAUCUGUACUUGGGGACUGCAGUGAAUGGAAGCUCAGGCUGUGGAAUUGCCAGUGACUGAAAGAGGAAAAGCAUUACCAUCGCGCUCUGUGUAACACGAGUGCCCCGUCACAUGUUCAUGGUGUCUUGUAGAAAAAGUGUUGCUGGUAAAAUAAGUUUGCCAGGGAUCCUCAUGGUGCACUCGUGGUGCACUUCAGCGCAUUAAGGGCUCAGGGUUCCAUGCUAAAGAGCCUGUUUAACCCGGCGUUUCUCAAACUGUUGUGACCCAGGACCUUGUCUCCCUUUUGGGACACCUGUGAGCCUAUCACUAGUGUUCCGUGGACUACAUUUUGGGGACACCACGGUAGGGAAUUCUUUAAGGGGCCAAAACAGUAACUGACAGAUGUCACUGAGGCAGAAUCUGUGUGAAUCUUGUACAAUCAAAUGUUGCAUUUAGUGAAUAUGUGUUUCUCCCCUGGAGGUGAUAAGCACAGCAAACUGGUGACACAGGUGAUCAGCUGAACGUAGGAGAAUUACCACAGGGAUCAAUGGCGGCAAAUAACGAAGGUUUUAAUUCAGAUCUAGGAGAGAACAUUGCACAAUUGAUUGUGGAUUUUUAUCCACAGAUAUUUCUAGUGUUUAGACAUGAUAGGACCCAUCGCUGAGGUUUAUAAGACUUAAUUAGGGAAAUAUGAGGUGUAAAUCUGUUUUUUAAAACACUUUGUUUAGGAACUGGAGACUUGGCAUCUGGCAUUUUAGUUUAAUAUGAACUAAUGAUUGUAUUUGGAGUCUUUUGACCUUAUUCCUGAACAUGUAAAGCUCUGAAAUGCCUUGAUGGAAAGUAUUAAGCUAUUUGCCUAUUGUACAAAGAAAUGCUAGAUUGUUGUAAAAAGAAUUACUCUAAAGUACUGUAAAAUAACACUCUGUGAUUUUGUGGACGAAACCUAUUCAGAAAUGUUGACUGAUUUUUAUGUCUGUUAAUGUAUUGUAAGAAGCGCAGAAGUAUAGUUUUAUUUUAAUAAAACAAAAAAUGAAAGUA